UUAAAUAUAAUAAGUACUCUUGUUGGUAGAUGGCUCUGUAGUUGCAAUUUAGUUAUUUAGGGACAUGUAAUUAUAUGUUCCAUUGGUUCGUGACUUUCUCUCUUGUUUCCUUUUUCCGUUGAAGAGGUAUUACAGCAAAAUGGGUAAAGUUAAGUGUACUGAUCUGAGGACAAAAGACAAAAAUGAAUUACUCAAGCAACUGGAAGAACUUAAAACUGAGUUGACAAAUCUUCGAGUGGCAAAAGUUACUGGUGGUGCUGCAUCGAAACUUUCAAAAAUCCGUGUGGUGAGAAAAGCAAUAGCUAGGGUAUAUAUUAUUAUGCAUCAAAAACAGAAGGAAAAUUUGCGUUUAUUAUACAAAAAUCAUAAAUAUAAGCCUUUGGAUUUAAGGCCAAAAAAAACUAGAGCUCUUAGAAGAGCAUUGACACCUUAUCAAGCCAACAGAAAGACUCUAAAAGAAAUACGCAAGAGAUCUGCUUUUCCUCCAAGGAAGUAUGCUUUAAAGGUGUAAAUUGCAAGGUACUUAAUAUUCAAGAAAUAACAAAAGCUGUAAAAAUUUAAAGACGAAUGCCAGGGUUUCUAGAAAGCACAAAGUUCAGAAGUUCAUCACUGUCCUCACAGACAAAUGGUUUUCGAUGAUGGCAAGCUACAUCAUGCCAUUUAAUUCCAUCAUUGUAAAAGUUAUUCAGAAUUGAUAAACAAGAUUCGUCGUUACCCUGCAAUAUAAAUUCAUACAUUAAAAAACUAUUAAAAAUGAAAUUUGAAUAAAGCAA
Messenger RNA from Apis dorsata (giant honeybee), 773 nucleotides. It is a transcript of the gene RpL35, whose product is annotated as 60S ribosomal protein L35. Gene Ontology annotation, molecular function: structural constituent of ribosome; mRNA binding. NCBI's taxonomy places the organism in Eukaryota, Metazoa, Arthropoda, Insecta, Hymenoptera, Apidae. The coding region runs from base 140 to 511 and encodes 123 amino acids. Gene Ontology annotation, cellular component: ribosome; cytosolic large ribosomal subunit. Gene Ontology annotation, biological process: maturation of LSU-rRNA from tricistronic rRNA transcript (SSU-rRNA, 5.8S rRNA, LSU-rRNA); translation. The record is from RefSeq and is a predicted model, not a curated record. The transcript is spliced from 4 exons.